Sphaerulina musiva SO2202 is the source of this 2451-nucleotide messenger RNA. RefSeq names its product histone acetyltransferase NGF-1. Gene Ontology annotation, biological process: chromatin remodeling; positive regulation of transcription by RNA polymerase II. The transcript has a single exon. The record is from RefSeq and is a predicted model, not a curated record. Gene Ontology annotation, cellular component: histone acetyltransferase complex. NCBI's taxonomy places the organism in Eukaryota, Fungi, Ascomycota, Dothideomycetes, Mycosphaerellales, Mycosphaerellaceae. Gene Ontology annotation, molecular function: histone H3 acetyltransferase activity; protein binding. The coding region runs from base 44 to 1408 and encodes 454 amino acids.
CAACGACAGAGGCAGCGGUACUGGCGCAUGACCACUACACAGCAUGUCCAACGUGAAAGAGGAGAAGAGAAAGGCGGACGAGGGAAUCAAUGGACAUGAUGCGAAGCGUCAGAAGCCCUCGGUCUCUCCACCGCGACGCGAUGUAGGAGAUGACGGAGGAGAGGGCGGAGCGAGCAGAGAGGGACUGGGAGAGGCGGCACCAUUCGACGAUGGAAGGGACGACUCCGACGAAGACGCAUUCACCAUCAACCACGACGCGUAUCCCGAGAAGCCGGCGGUCAUCGAAGAGCGUGCCGGUGACAUUUCUUUCUACGUCGUCAACAACGACGGCAAGCCUUCCUCGCACAUUAUCCUCACCGGGCUGAAGUGUAUCUUCCAGAAACAGCUUCCAAAAAUGCCCAAGGACUACAUCGCCCGCCUCGUCUACGAUCGCACGCACCUCAGCAUAGCAAUUGUCAAACGCCCCCCGCCAGGAUCCUUCGCCGAGUCUAGUAAUCUCCCCGGCGAAGUUGUGGGAGGCAUCACAUAUCGUCCCUUCAGGGGAAGGCAGUUUGCCGAGAUCGUAUUCUGCGCUAUCAGCAGUGACCAGCAGGUCAAGGGCUACGGCGCUCAUCUCAUGAGCCAUCUCAAGGACUAUGUCAAGGCGACCAGCGACGUCAUGCACUUCCUGACGUACGCCGAUAAUUAUGCCAUUGGCUAUUUCAAAAAGCAAGGAUUCACAAAGGAAAUCACUCUCGAUAAGCCAAGGUGGAUGGGCUAUAUCAAAGACUACGAGGGAGGAACUAUCAUGCAGUGCUCCAUGCUGCCGAAAAUCAGCUAUUUACAGUCCGGCCGCAUGCUGCUCAAACAAAAGGCUGCCGUGCAUGCAAAGAUCAGAGCAGUUUCGAAGAGUUAUGAAGUGCAUCAGCCACCCAAGGCAUGGAGAAACUUAAAACCUGGACAGGCUCUGCCCGAACUUGAUCCUCUCGACAUACCCGCAAUCAAAGCAACUGGCUGGUCUCCCGACAUGGACGCCCUCGCCCGCCAACCACGCCGAAAUCCCUCGCACAGUCUUUUGCUAGGCCUGGUCUCGGCUCUAUCGACCAGCAGUAACGCCUGGCCCUUCUUACAGCCCGUCAAUGGCGACGAAGUUCACGACUACUACGAAGUCAUCAAGGAGCCCAUGGAUCUCAGCACGAUGGAGCAAAAGCUGGACAAGGACCAGUACGAGACGGUAGAGGACUUUGUCAGGGACGUAUUGCUCAUCGUGCGGAACUGCAAACGGUAUAACGCGGAAACGACACCAUAUGCCAAAGCUGCCAACAAGUUGGAAAAGGAAAUGUGGAAGAAGAUACGCGAGGUGCCAGAGUGGUCGUACUUGGAGCCAGAGAACUUUGAGAGCACUAAUCGUAAGCCGGAGGAUCAAUAGGAUGUGCCACCGCCGAAUGGAUCCUUCUUCAAUCCACCUGAUCCGCCUGACACUCGCAAACACCGACGUCCAUGUCUUUGAAGUAGCGGACCAGGCGUUACUUGCCUUAUGCUUGGGCACGAGAGACACGAGAUAUGAACUUAUUAAUGACUCUCUUUCUUUACUCAGGUAGGUAUACUACCUUGUAUAUAUAUAUGCCGAACAAUGAGCCACGUGCGCCCCGAUUGAUGCAUUCGUACAUGACACAUGUCGCGAACACCUUCCACCCGACCACACGCCCAUGCUCGUGCUCCACAGCCGACUAAUACUCCAUCGCUACCCAGGUAGGGACAGGUACCAAUAAAUUUCCAUCUAAUCAAGCUUCCUGCUAUUGCCGUAUCACUACCCAACACAGUUCUCACAGCAGCCUUUUUUUCAAGAAUGAACCCAAGGAAUGCACGACGCGGACCUAUCAUCAGACCCCAGCAAAGUCGUGUGACUCGCCUAUCGCCAACAUCAUCUGCAGGCGACGGGUGACUCGUGAAAAUGCUAUAAACUUACCUAUUUCCUUACCGAAGGUUUUCUGCAAGACAGUGAUCUAGUUACCUUACAACCUUAUACAAGAAUGUGCUGGGCAGAUGCAAGGCCGUUGAACUAGCAGUAACCGUUGUACUGGUCUGGUAGAUAUAGCAACGGAGAUGGCGAAGGGUUUAUGCACUACUUGGACUUAGGCAAGCAGUACUUAACUUGGGUGUAUGUGGCGCAAGGAGAGCGCGAGGAACUACGAACACCGUCAGCACCUAUUCAUCAACUGUGUCUUGUAAAAGGAAGAAGAGCAGAUUUUGAAAAUUGCCAUAUCAGAGGUUUGAGAAGAUUGUAUUAAGCUGGCGUGAAAGCAUGCUCAACCAGAGUAUCGGCUGAGAGGUCAUAUGGCCCCAGCGCUUGUCAUCAUGGUAGUAGUGAGGUGGUGUCUAUAUGAGAAGAAGGUGUGUGGAUGUGUUCUCAACUUACCCAGGUUUUUCUGCGCUUUGGAUGCCUGUGUAGGUAAAGCGAGUUCUUCCCCC